CAAAGAUAACCUUCAGCCCCAAUCAAACGUUAACUGUGAAAGAAGGUGCGGAAACGCAACUGAUUUGCAAAAACGAUGGGAACGAUCCGGGCGCAACUACUGUUUGGAAACGACAACCUACAAACACAAUUAUCACCCAAAAUGAUGAAUUAAAUUUCAAAAGUAUUAACCGGACAGAUGCAGGCCUAUACACAUGCAGGGUUUACACAAAAACCGGUGUUUAUGAAGACAAUGCAAAAGUUGUUGUGCAGUAUGCUCCCACAAUCGAUAUUCGAUAUUUUCCGACAGAAAGAAAAAUGAAGUGUUUUCCAAAUGGUGUCCCCGAUAGAUACAUGUUUGAAGACUGGGAACAUACAACGGAAUACAACGAUCAUGUAAGGUUUUUGGCGACAACGAAGGAGGGGAAUAACGCAAUUUUUACUUUUCCUCAAAAUGUGACUGGAAUGCGAUAGAGGAAUAUACAUUUGUCGGGCUUCGAAUAACAUAUCUUCAACUGAUGGAAUGUAUGUAAUGCGAAAGUAUAAUUUGAAUUUGAAUGGCACACCUUAUUUUGUCAGCUCUACUGAAAACACCCAAUAUGGAGUUUAUCUCAAGAGAGCAGAGAUUAAGAUAAAGUUUGUGAGUGUUCCCGAAUAUAACAGUUACAAUGUCUAUAAGAAUGGAACCAAAUUUGCAGAUUACACUCCAACUGUUCAAAAAAAUAUGAGAUUAACGGAUAAUAUAUAUGGUAAAAAUGUUUCGGUGAAAGGUUGGAUCAUAUCUUUACAGAUACAAAUAGACACUAUAGAUGAUUUUAACUCGUAUAAAAUAGUUGUCAAGAAUGCAAUUGGAAGUUCAAUCUAUACAAUAGACCUUGUUUCUGCAAGUGCUCCAUUCAUGCCCAAGAUUCUUCAAACAGCAGCAAAACAAACACAGAUCUUUGUUUUGUGGAUACCAGGAUUUAAUGGUGGUUUUUCACAAUGGUUUAACGUUGAAUAUAAAGAAAUAGGAGAAAUAUACUGGAAAAGUAUAACAACGCGUUCAUUCAACUUGAUAGUUAUUGGUGGAUUACAGCCAGCAACUAAAUACCUCAUUCGAAUGUUUUCAAGAAACAUGAUUGAUGACAGCAAUAGAACAGAAGAAAUUCUUAUCCAAACGGACAAAUAUGCAAUUGUAGAAACAUCCCUUUCUGUCCAAAGCGUCGUCAUUUUAUCAUUAGUGAUUAUCAUUGCAGUACUUCCGGUAGCUGGGAUGGGAUUAUAUGUUCGUAGACUGAAACAGAGGUACAGAGACAGGAUGGAACCUGCAAUAAAUGUCCAAACACCUGAAGGGACUUUCGGUGAAAGUGCUCAUUAUACAGAUAUAAUUGAAAUUGAUAACCUACAACCCACAUCGCAAUGCACUUAA
This is a messenger RNA of Mytilus californianus (California mussel), 1386 nucleotides long. RefSeq lists its product as uncharacterized. The record is from RefSeq and is a predicted model, not a curated record. NCBI's taxonomy places the organism in Eukaryota, Metazoa, Mollusca, Bivalvia, Mytilida, Mytilidae. The transcript has 7 exons. The coding region runs from base 502 to 1386 and encodes 294 amino acids. Gene Ontology annotation, molecular function: protein binding.